AGACAGAAAUUAAGAGUGACAAUGGCACUGCUCGGCGACGACGGUCGUGGCUUCGAUCUAGCCAGAAAACUUGAAGUUUCCGGCGUGUGGCGGACAUGGCUCGGCGAUUCUAUUUACUCUUCUUUCCACCAUUAUCUUUCUUCUCCUUCUACCUGGGAAGCUUUCAUGCGCGUUGAUGAGUCCAAGUCUAGGGCUCAGAUUCAGCUCCAGCUCCGCGUUCGUGCUCUCUUAUUCGAUAAAGCCACCGUCUCUCUUUUCCUUCGAUCCAAUACAAUCGCCGCUUCUUCAUCAUCCUCUGCUUCCAUUUCUGAUGUCUCUUCCGUCGCGGUGUCUAAGCUCAAUCCUAAUUAUUUACAGCUACACGGAGAUGAUGUGUACUACACGUUGGAGAAUGCUUCUCUUGAAAGUGGGUUUCAGCGAGAGGGAGGGAUUCGCCACAAUCCGAGCUUAACCAAGAGCCUAUCGAAGCCAAGUUUUACCUCUGGGACAAGAGGUAGUGAGUCUGAUUUUAGUAAUCUUUCUCAAAGGUCGAGGUUUGAGGAGUUACCAGACACUUGGUACACUCAGUUUAUUUCAAGGUAUGGUUUUAAGUAUGGAAUGUCUGUUGGAGGACAAGAAUCUGAUAAACGCACACCUGAAGGGAUGUCUACUUACCUUAGAGUUGUAGAUACUCAUAAGAGAAAGCGUGCACCUUUUUUAGAAGAUCGAAGUUUAGCUCAUAUGAGUAGAUCUAGUACACAUCCUAGUUCUGGCUUUGAUGGAAGUACUUCAGAAGAUGAUAUACUUUUUCUUCCGGAGACAAUGUUUAGAAUGAACUGUGUACCUGAGACUGCCCUUUCGCCGAUUACCAGAACACAAGACAACUUAAAAACAGAAUUCUAUGGGGUACUUGAUACUUUACCGCAAGUUACUACCAGGAGUCAUAUUAUGAUCGAGAGGCUUGGGCUGAUGCCUGAGUACCAUAGAAUGGAAGAAAGAGGAGUUUUACGCAGUAGAAAAGCUGAAAAAAUGGGUUUUAGUGACGAUCAAGCAGCUCUGGUGUCACGGAAAGUUGUUGCACGCAUGCUUCUGACGAUGGGAUUUGAAGGUGCCACAGAGGUUCCGAUUGAUGUCUUCUCUCAGUUGGUUAGCCGACAUAUGAGUAAAUUAGGCCGUAUUUUGAAGCUUCUUACUGACAGCUACAAAAAAGAGUGUUCAGCAAUGCAGUUGAUUAAGAUGUUCCUUAAUACUACGGGAUAUAGUAAUCUUGGGAGUUUAGCAGAGAUUGUUAAGGAUGGUACUAGGAAUCAUCCUCCCCCAAAUCAGAAACAACCACAAGUGCUUCAGCAACAGUUACAUCUGCAGCAACAAGCUUCUCUCCGGUUACCGCAACAAAUUCAGAGGCAAAUGCAUCCACAGAUGCAGCAAAUGGUUAAUCCCCAAAAUUUUCAGCAGCAGCAACAGCUAGAAAGAAUGCGUAGGCGUCCAGUUACAUCACCGCGACCCAACAUGGAUAUGGAAAAGGAUCGGCCGCUGGUUCAGGUAAAGCUAGAGAAUCCUUCUGAAAUGGCAGUAGAUGGAAAUGCCUUUAACCCUAUGAACCCAAGACACCAGCAACAGCUACAGCAGCAACUCAGACAGCAACAACAAAUUGCUGCCAUGUCGAAUAUGCAACAACAGCCGGGCUAUAACCAAUUCAGACAAUUGGCUUCAAUGCAAAUUCCACAGAUGCAAACACCCACACUAGGAACUGUCAGGGCUCAACCCGUUAAGGUUGAAGGAUUCGAACAACUAAUGGGAGGGGAUUCUUCUCUUAAACAUGACUCGGAUGAUAAGCUGAGAUCUCCACCUACCAAAUAGCAUUAUGUACAGAGACAAACUACCCUGACCAAGGUACUUAUUUGUGUUGCACUUGUACACAAAGUCCUGUUAGUUUAACUUUUUGGGUCAAUAUAUUUAUCUGAUAUUCAUCUGUGUUUAGUUAUCCUCAUGUGUAAAAGAGAGAAUCGGAUUAUAGGUUGACAUCUUGUGGAAUCACCAAGUUUUUGAAUAAAAUUAACAUUGGUUAUC
Messenger RNA from Arabidopsis thaliana (thale cress), 2049 nucleotides. RefSeq names its product transcription initiation factor TFIID subunit. Bases 22 to 1839 code for a protein of 605 amino acids. Gene Ontology annotation, molecular function: protein heterodimerization activity. The record is from RefSeq and is marked reviewed. NCBI's taxonomy places the organism in Eukaryota, Viridiplantae, Streptophyta, Magnoliopsida, Brassicales, Brassicaceae. The transcript is spliced from 6 exons.